CCUCUCUCCCUCACCUAACUCUCUCCCUUUCCCCCUGUGCGAUGGCCACGAUCUCGAAGCUCUCCAGCCCCGCCCCUUCCUCGUCGCUCCGGCCCUCGAUCGGCCACCCCCGCUCUUCGCCGCCCCCCUUCCUCGUGCUCCGGUCACCCGCCGCCGCCGCCGCCGCCGGUCUGUCCGUGAAAUGCAACCGUCGCUCCCGGAGGUCCUCGGUGGUCACGUGCUCUCAGAACGGCGCGAAUGGCGGCGUAGUCAAGAGAACCGUGCUGCACGAUUUGUAUGAGCGAGAGGGCCAGAGCCCCUGGUAUGACAACCUCUGCAGACCCGUGACGGACCUGCUUCCUCUGAUCGCCAAUGGCGUUAGAGGGGUGACGAGCAACCCCGCGAUUUUCCAGAAGGCAAUAUCGUCUUCGAAUGCUUAUAAUGAUCAGUUCAGAGAGCUUGUGCAAUCAGGAAAAGACAUUGAAAGUGCAUAUUGGGAGCUUGUGGUGAAGGACAUUCAAGAUGCGUGCAAGCUUUUUGAGCCAAUAUACGAUCAAACUGAUGCUGGCGAUGGCUAUGUCUCUGUUGAAGUUUCUCCUAGACUGGCAGAUGAUACCGAAGGGACUGUUGAGGCAGCAAAAUGGCUUCAUAAAGUGGUUAAUCGCCCCAAUGUUUACAUCAAGAUCCCUGCCACAGCACCUUGCGUUCCAUCAAUUAAGCAAGUCAUCUCGCACGGGAUUAGUGUCAAUGUGACUUUGAUAUUUUCACUGGCUAGAUAUGAAGCUGUCAUAGAUGCAUACUUGGAUGGCCUUGAAGCCUCUGGGUUAGAUGAUCUCUCCAGGGUUACGAGUGUUGCUUCCUUCUUUGUCAGUCGUGUGGACACCCUCAUUGACAAGAUGCUCGAGAAGAUUGGAACACCUGAGGCUCUUGAUCUUCGAGGGAAGGCUGCAGUGGCUCAGGCAGCUCUAGCUUACAAGCUCUACCAGAAGAAGUUCUCUGGUCCAAGAUGGGAGGCUCUUGUAAAGAAAGGGGCAAAGAAACAGAGGCUUCUUUGGGCAUCCACCAGUGUCAAGAACCCAGCAUAUCCUGACACCCUAUACGUUGCUCCUCUAAUUGGACCAGACACUGUUUCAACUAUGCCUGACCAAGCUCUCCAAGCAUUUAUUGAUCACGGCAUUGUAUCCAGGACAAUUGAUUCGAAUGUUUCCGAAGCCGAAGGUAUUUACAGUGCACUUGAGAAAUUGGGAAUCGACUGGAAUCAUGUCGGAACUCAGCUUGAAGUUGAAGGAGUCGAUUCCUUCAAGAAGAGUUUUGACAGCCUCCUCGAUACCCUGCAAGAAAAGGCAAAUUCUCUCAACCUGGUUAGCCUGUAAUCUUUGUGGUUCCUGUACUUGCUGUCGGUGUGGCUCAAUAAAAGCUUAUGAAUCAAGUGUUCCAGCUGUAAAGUUGGUAGAUAAGUGUCUUUCAAAGACGAUAUUGUAUUUCAAGUGGAUUAUAUUCAGCUGUGGUUAAAGAAAGUUCUUCUAAA
Molecule: messenger RNA, 1507 nt
Organism: Syzygium oleosum
Lineage: Eukaryota; Viridiplantae; Streptophyta; Magnoliopsida; Myrtales; Myrtaceae
Exons: 7
Coding region: 42-1352 (436 amino acids)
Biological process (GO): pentose-phosphate shunt; carbohydrate metabolic process
Cellular component (GO): intracellular anatomical structure; cytoplasm
Molecular function (GO): transaldolase activity
Source: RefSeq, a predicted model, not a curated record